Messenger RNA from Gloeophyllum trabeum ATCC 11539, 1663 nucleotides. RefSeq lists its product as uncharacterized. NCBI's taxonomy places the organism in Eukaryota, Fungi, Basidiomycota, Agaricomycetes, Gloeophyllales, Gloeophyllaceae. Gene Ontology annotation, cellular component: cytoplasm. The transcript has 4 exons. The record is from RefSeq and is a predicted model, not a curated record. Bases 58 to 1521 code for a protein of 487 amino acids.
GACUUCGCAUGUGACAUUUCUAUCGACGUCGACCUUGCAUCCUUGUAUGAAGCAAGCAUGAAUUUUUUUGACUCUUACGAUGUUCCUGGAACGGCGACGCCUCCGCCGGCUGCCCAGCAGUCACUAAACGAGGAGGUUUCGGAGGUGAUGGGACAGCUGCGCGGGUUCUGGGGAGGGUUCAGGAAACAGAGCGUCAGCCUGCUGGAUACAGCCCGCAAGGAUCUCACAUCUGUUGUAUCCCAGGCGCAGCAGGAGUUGAGCAAGCUGACCGUCAGUGAGCCUGAGCCUGCGGCAGCUUCGGGGGAGCAACCGCCAGCAUCUUCAGAGAAUUCUGAGGCCGAUGAGCAUCCUGAGGCUGGCCCUUCUUCCCCACCUACGCCUGAGGGGGACGCCUCGAUAUCAUCAGCGGAGGGCAGCCCACGACCGAAUCAUGCACGCUCAACGUCCCAGCCCUUCCAGUUCUUCUCGAAGCUGCAGUCGUCGCUUCCACCUAAUCUCCUCGAGACGGUGCAGAAGAACAUCCCCGAGCAGCUGCGCACUGCACCGUCCUCGGUGGACUUUGCGCAGCUGCGCACAACCUUGUCUAGCGAGUUCCAGCGCGUGCAGGGGCUCACGCGCGCGCAGGCGGAGGAAUACGUGCAUAAGAGUGAGGAGCUGCUGAAGGAGGUCGCGAAGGAGGCGGGCGAGUUCCUGAAGGAGGCGGUGAAGGUCGUGCCGCCGGAGGAGGUGCGGGAGGGCGGGACGGGCGUUGUGUGGGACGGGUCGGAUGUGUGGAUGUUGCCGGAGCCUGGACAGGGCAAGGGGAAGGGGAAGGAGAGGGAGGCGAGUGGGAGUGGUAGGAGGGCGUCGAGCGAGACGCUGAGGGCGGUGGCGACGAGGGCUGAGGCGAUGUUGAAGAUGCUGAGGAGGGACCCGAGUGUGGUGAGAAUGGAUCCGGAGGGGGAGGAGCGGAUCAGGGAGUUGUAUGUGAAUUGGGUGAAGAGCAAGUUGGAGGCGACGGAGGGCGGGAUUGGGGAUGAGGAGUGGAAGGCGAAGAGAGAGAAGGAGCUUGCGGAUGAAGUGGAUGGGACUGCACUGAAAGAGACUUUCGAAACGCUAGUCCCGUCGGAAAUGACGGAGGAGACGUUCUGGACACGCUACUUCUUCCGGGUAUACCAGAUCGAGCACGAAGAAGAGAUGCGCAGAACUUUGCUCAUGGGGUCCACGCAAAAUGAAGAAGACUUCAGCUGGGAAGAUGACGACGAAGAACCAGCCAAACGCGAGACACCGUCUGCGCCGCCUUCUACAGCUGCACUGGAGUCGGACAAGCUGCAGCCAAAUGAGAAGAAGACAACUGAUACUCUGUCCGCGCCGAUCUCGCGUGCUGGGACUCCUGGAAAUGUCAGCCCUCGAGUGAGCAGCGAAGAUAGCUUUGACGUCGUCUCGUCAAACGUCAGUGCCAGUGGCGAAGCUCCUGUCAAGGCUGGCGAGGGAGAGAAGAAGUCGACGGACGAUGAAGACCCUGACAGCGAUUGGGAGUGAGCGUGUCGUGAUCCUGUAUACCACCUUGUAUAUUUGUUUCACGAACAUAAUGUGUACUAUGCAUUCCACAACAUAACGUCCUAAACGGAAUAUACGAUCGGACCGUCGUGAUGGCCCGGCGGCAGUGUUGGAUCUGCUUUUG